AAAGGCAUCAACAUAAGCCUUGGGCGCGCCAGCACCUGCAGCUCGGACAGCACCAAGGUAGGAGCCAUCGAAGACCUAUGGAGCCAGGGCCGCGGCCGCUGCCUCCAGCUACGGCGCCUCCUCCGGAGAGCAGCCUUCGCGCGGCUACCUCCCGUGACACGAGCCGUGGUCCGCAGCACGGCGCGCCAUAUGGCGGCGGCACCGGACGUGCUACUCCAGCACUGGUGGUGCGAGAUCGGAAAGGUAUUUCGCACGUUCUUCCUCGGGCGCGGUAAGGACCGCAGCCGAUGGAGGAGGAACCUCGCAGCAGCGACCUACCUCCGCGCGGCGGAUGGCGGCCGCACUGGGGCCGCAGCCGACCCCGCCGAACCGGAGGAGCCAGCCGACGACGAGGAGGAAGUCUGGCCUGACCUUGACGGCGGCAGCGAGCUGGCCGAGCUCGCAGGGGUUGAGGACGAGGAAGACAUCGAGGACGAGCUCACGGUUCCGCGCGCACCAGCCAGGCGCGCCUCGGCCCGGAAGAGGCCAGCGGCGGCGCAGAUAGGGGCAGCCGCAGUCGGGGCAGCCGCAGCGAGUGGCAGCCGCAGCGCUGCCCGGCGGCCCGCGCCACCCCGCGCCGGGAAGGAGCCCCGUCG
Messenger RNA from Prorocentrum cordatum, 635 nucleotides. The record is from the annotation of a GenBank genome assembly. NCBI's taxonomy places the organism in Eukaryota, Dinophyceae, Prorocentrales, Prorocentraceae.